AUGGGAGUUAGUAAUUCUUUUAAAGCCACACCGUUUUGCUUUGUUGCAGUCGGUUAUUCGUAUGUGGAUGCUGUUUGGAAUAAGGGAGCCGCUCUUCCGUGUGACAUCGAACCCCACAUCAGAGAGGAUAGAGUGUAUAUGGUAUUAUGGUAUCGAGAUAACGUCGCUAAACCAAUAUACAGGUUCGACGUUAGGGGACGACCCGUUGGCGAUGCCAUUAAGUGGUCUGACCCUACGAUGUUUGGACCAAGGGCCUAUUUCGUUACCGAUCAACGACCUGCAACCCUUAACAUUGACCACGUGCAGUUACAUGACGAGGGAGUCUACAAAUGCAGAGUCGAUUUUCGGACGUCACCCACACGGAACUUUGCUAUAAAUUUAACUGUUAUAGUUCCCCCUAACAAACUGCAAAUGUUCGAUAACUCGGGCAGACGUGAACUGACCAACGGAGUGGUGGGACCAUUAGAGGAAGGUGCAGACCUGGUGCUCACGUGCGAGGUGCGAGGGGGUCGACCUCCACCGACAGUUUCUUGGUUCAUUAACGAUCGCCUUGUCGAGGGUGAGCUGGAGGCUAUUAACCAUUACAUGAUGAACAAGCUCACAGUAAAGCAUCUGACCAGGGAUCAGCUCAACUCCACCUUCAAAUGCCAAGCUAGCAACACUAAGUUAAUGACGCCAGUCGAGAAAACAGUUCGUUUAGAACUAUUACUUAAACCGCAGACGGUGAAGAUUUUAAGUAAACCUGCCGAGAUGAUAUCCGAUCAAGAAUACGUCAUAAAGUGCGAAGUAAGGGGCUCGAGGCCAAAGGCGAAUGUUACAUGGUUGCGGGAUAAGAGAUUGUUUAGGAGAGGAAGCACCGAGGAGAAUAUCACGGAGAACGGUUUCCUUGUGAAUAGUUUUCUCCGGUUCGCCCCUGUACCCGAAGACGAUACAACUGUCCUUAAGUGCAGAGGAGAGAAUCCACAGCUGCUCUCUGGCCAAGAAGACACUUUCAUGCUCAACGUUGUCUAUCCUCCCCAAGUAACCCUCCAUCUAGGAAGUACCCUCAACCCAGAGGACAUCAAAGAAGGUGAUGACGUGUACUUCGAGUGCAACAUCAAGGCUAAUCCAAAGCAGCACAAGAUCACGUGGUACCACGAUGGCACUCUGGUGAGUCAGAACGUUUCGUAUGGAGUGAUAAUCAGCUCGCACAGUCUAGUGCUUCAACGCGUUACCAGGUGGCAAGGAGGAUCCUAUACUUGCCUCGCUGCAAAUCCAAGAGGUGAAACGAUGAGUAAACCUGUUCUACUUAGAGUAAGAUUCGCCCCAGUUUGUACGGAUCCAGAAGUGACUGUAAUAGGAGCAUCUUUGGACGAGGUCCUUAAAGUGAGGUGUCACGUAUCAGCUGACCCGAGCGAUGUGACAUUUAUAUGGCAGUUUAACAACAGUGGCGAGAGCUUCGACGUGAACCCGAUCAGGAUUACCACUACAAGCGGAAACACAAGCGAGCUCAUGUACACACCAACGAACCAAAGGGAUUACGGGACGUUAACGUGCACUGGGAAGAACUCAAUAGGACACCAGUUAGAAGCGUGCGUGUUCCAAGUAGUUCCAGCUUCGAAACCGAGCCCAUUGAGUAAUUGCACCCUAAGGGCGGCCGCUAAUCAGAGUUCGGACGCUUUGGAAGUGGAGUGUCGUGCAGGAUACGACGGCGGUCUUCCCCAGAGGUUCGUCCUGGAAGCAUAUGACUCAUACACGAUGCGGAUGCGAUUGAACAUGAGCAGCUCAAACACAGAAAACCCACUCUUCCGAAUCGAACUCGGGGAGUUGGUGCCUCCCAACGGAGACGGCAUUCCCCCCACGCUCAGAAUAUUGGUCUACGCGCAAAAUGCCAAGGGACGAAGCGAUAAGGUCAUCUUGGAGGACAUUACGUUGAAUGAUGCCGAAAAACGUACAGAUGGAAAUGGUAAUAUAAGUAUAUUACCAUUAGCAGCAUUACUAACAGGAUCUCUUCUUACGUUGGGAAUUGCCAUCUUAUUGAUCGUAGUUCUCGCAAUACGAAGAAGACAUCGUCACUGUCCUGGGGCGCACUGCAAUCACCAAAUAGACGGUGCUAAGCAGCCGAAGAUAACCCCACAAGCGUCAAGACCGAGUUCUAUGUUGGAGAUCAAUACUGGCGAUCACCGUUAUGUUGUAGCUUAUACGUUAAAGCCCGUUUCCGAUUGCUCGACGCCGGUUAACACCGGCGGAGACCGUCAGCCGGACAUUCUCAAUACACCGCGUGGUACCGAUACAACUCCCCCAAAUGCAGGCGGACCCUUACCAAGGCCAGACGCGCUUUUUACUCCACCCAGCGAGAGAAAUCGUUACAAUUUUACUAGUUAUAGCCAUAAUCCGGAAAUAAAUUCCCCCCCAGAAUUAGGAGUGGAACCAAUCAAUACGUCAAAUACGACGACUUUAGGGAGGCCUAGAGUUCGACAACGUGUGGAACCCCAAUUUUCUAACUUCGCAACCAUGCGUCGAGAUCACAUCAUAGCGGAUUCCAUACCGGGGCCGGAAAGUUGUGUUUAAGUGCACCUGUGUUAAAACAAAUUACAUUACUAGAGUCCCAAGUUGAUUUGGUAUCACACCUAUAUUAUUACUAUCAUUGUUCGUUAUCAUACGUCGAUGCUUUUGUGGGGUUGUAAGAUCUUAUUGUAUUUCGCGGAUUUCCCAUUCUUAACUAAUAUCGAAAUUCAAAAUCGUUUUAAUCGUCUUACACCUUACAAACCUUCUAACUACAAAAUUAAAUAAUAUAAACCUAUUUUUUAGAUUUGAAUAAUAUUUUUAGAUGUAGUUCAUUACAGAUAUAAUGUAAAAAGCCUGUGAUACAGGGAAAGCAGAUAUUGUUGUAUACUGUAACUGUAUUUAAUGUUGAAACAAUCAAGGGUGCGUGUCGUGGUAACAUGUCUUCAAAGUAUAAACUAUAGAUAUAAAGAAAAUUUUAAAUCAACGAAGAACAAAUCGAGAUAUUCGAUGACCAUAUAGACAGUUUAAGAGGAAAUAUGUAUAAAUGACGGUAAACUGAGAUAGGCCUAUCUUGUGAAUAAAUAAAAGCGAUUAUUACUUUUAAGUUAUGCAAAAUGAUUUAAAAUUAACCCAUUUGAUCUAUAAGCUCAGAUAUAUACGAAUGUUUCCUGGCUAUUGUCACCAUAUCGAUACACACGAUUUCAAUAGGGAGCAAAAUAGACCCAAUUAUUACUACUUUUUUAUAGUUAAUGUAUUAAUUGAACUGAAACUAAAAUUAACACCAGCACUAUCAUUAGAACUGACACUAGCUCAAGAACUAGAAACAUUCG
Molecule: messenger RNA, 3317 nt
Organism: Onthophagus taurus
Lineage: Eukaryota; Metazoa; Arthropoda; Insecta; Coleoptera; Scarabaeidae
Source: RefSeq, a predicted model, not a curated record